Oncorhynchus gorbuscha (pink salmon) is the source of this 2724-nucleotide messenger RNA. RefSeq lists its product as uncharacterized. Bases 737 to 2407 code for a protein of 556 amino acids. Gene Ontology annotation, cellular component: nucleus. NCBI's taxonomy places the organism in Eukaryota, Metazoa, Chordata, Actinopteri, Salmoniformes, Salmonidae. The record is from RefSeq and is a predicted model, not a curated record. The transcript is spliced from 7 exons.
GGUCACAGAGUUUCUAAACCGAGACGCUACAUUGCGAGACUUCCGGGAACCAUUGCGAAGCAGACCAAACAGACCAGGCUGGGGUUUGAGAAGUCGAUUAGAGAACAAAAACAACUUUAGAUCAAAGUAGUGUCUUUGAUUUGACAGCGCGAGACCACCGUUAGAACCGAUGACACGUUUCUGUGCAUGAGUAAAGCUAGCCAACGUUGCAAUGACAUCGCCUACAAGCGUGAUCAGGGAUUUGUAUUGGAGAAACAGUUUCUGCCUAUCUUCAUACUGUACUGUCUUUGACGAGGUGCUGGUGCAACCAGACUAGUGGUUGAUGAGGCUCUUUCGGCUGUAGCUAGGCGACCACUGUGACUGACAAGUGAAUCCAUCUGUCACAGCAAGUGUGCGGGCUACCUCCUCACUAGACAAACGGGGGAAAAUAUGCUGAAAUUGGGGGAGGUACUAUGUAAGCUUGUCCAAUAAGAAAUGGCUGCUUUUUUUUCAGUUGAAAAACAUUUUUCUAUGACAUAAACUAAUGAAUAUGUCUGGUAAACGCAUUUGUUGCUGCUGCUUGGAAGGUGUUAAAGUAUUGGAGCAAAUGCUGUCUCGCCACACAUUUUCCGGCGGGUCGGCCUGGCCCUAGCCUUUUGGGAGCCCUACACAAAAGUUAAGGCAGAGGACAUUUUAGAGUUAAUUUCCUGCAAUUCUACACAUUUUGCCAGGGGGGGAUAUAUAAAAUGUUUUCAAGAUGCAUACUGCAUACAUACAAAAUGCCUCCAGAUUGCAAAGUGGUGUGUGCAGCACUGAUGAAGCCUGCCUUUCCGUUGUCACAUUUUGUGGUUUAACUCAUAACCUGGCUGGUGAAGGACAUCUCACUGGAGGUCACAGGAGCUUUGUGAAGCCAGCGGGACACAACACAUGGAGAGAUGACCAACCAAUCACUGUUGAUGAGGGGGGUGGAACCUCAACCCAGCAUGUUAUUGUGAUAGAGUCUGUAGAUGCAGAGGCUGCAGGUCCUGGGGUCAAGCAGCAGAUGACUAAAGGAAAGAAGGACCCACAGCACAGCAGAGACAUCCAGACCGAGGCAGUGGCUGGAGUGGUGCCCCCUGUGGUCCUCUCCGCUGUGCCCCAGGCCAGGACCAUACGCAGCAUCAUGGAGGAGGAGGAGGGUCCAGAGGUGCUGCUGGUGAAGGAGGAGGGUCUGGGGAACCCUGAGGGAACCAUGGUCAUGGAGGACAACCAGACUACACCACCUCCUGAAACCACAGAGGAACUAGCUGAGCAGCACAGGACCACAUACAGUCUCACUGAGUCAGACAUGGAGGAAGGGAAGCCUGAUCUGCUGCUGGUCAAAGAGGAGACAUUAGAAGACGGACCAGAGAGCAUUGACCUGCUGAGUGGACUAAAGAUGGGGGAGCAAGGUGGUUGGCUGGAGGCUAACAGAAGAGACUGGGUGGCCAUCUUGGAUUUCCAGACCCAGACGGGUGCAGCCAAGGGCCCAGGGGACAACAUUACUGAGCAGGCGAGGACCAGAGGUGACAUAGUGGAGUCUGCAGUCCAUGAGGACCUGCUGAUAUCUGGUGUUGCUGACGGGAGAGACUGGACCUCUGAGGUGGGUGGUCACAAACCCUGGCCCCGGAUCAAAACCCUGGAUCUGGAGCCAUCACUCUUCCUUCCCGAGUCGGAACUAGGACCCAACCGUGAGGGACAGAGACUCCACCACCACACAAAACACAACCAGUGGACAGGUGGACUGAACAACCUCAGUCCUGGUGGUCAUCAGAGAGACAGAGGCUGCAAUCAGGGAUCCAGUCUGCAGUCUGGGGCUGAUAGAGAUAGACCCUCCUGUUCCUAUGAUACAAACACCACAAUAUCCAUGAUGAACAGAGCAGGUCACCCUGGGCUUCAGCCUUCACAGAGAGUGAUGGGAGCCCCCCCUGGAGGUAGUCUACCAGCCAGUCGGCCUUCUCCUUCAGGGCCUCGUCCAAUUCCUGGUGAAUGGGUUCAUAGAAGGUCUGGACCUGGGUCUAGCCUUCCUCAGCUACCUCAUGGUUACCCCACCAAUACAGACAGGGUCAGGAUGGGCGUUCACCAUAAGAGGUACCUAACCUAUAACAUAGCACACAAUCCCAACAACACCCAAACAAUGUCUAGAGGUCAAGGAGGGAGCUCAAAAACUCUUGAUGCUACCUCUGGUGUCAUUGGGUUACAAUGUGGGAGGCCGAGCAUUAGGAUGGACGCCGACAAGCCAUAUGCCUGCCCCACGUGUGGGAAGCGCUUUGCUGAGGCAAGGUAUGUGAAGCAGCACCAGACUGUUCACACCAAAGACAGCUUCAAGUGCAAAUUAUGUCACAAGAGCUUCUCCUUCCUGAGUAGCCUUAUCAGACAUAGGAGUGUCCACAAUGGGGAGAAAUCGUAGCAGUGUGGCUUAAGAUGUACACAGGGGAUGUCUUUAUCUGACAUAUUAUAGUUUUCAUGUGAAGUGUCUAGGGAUAAGAGGGUAAUUAACCACAUACCCCUCAUUAACCCCUUUAACUUUUAAUUUGAAACAGGCUUGCGUUAAUACCUGAUUUUAGAGAGACGGUAAACCUAGGCUAGAACAAGUAUAGUUUAAUAUUCUCUGGUCUGUUGAAACCAUGAUUGAACUCUUUGGCCUGAAUGCCAAGUGUCACGUCUGGAGGACACCUGGCAGGGACUGGGAGACUAGUCAGGAUCGAGGCAAAGAUGAACGGAGCA